CUCUUUACCCCGCCCACCAGGUGAUCAUGCURCCUAAUUGGUCAAACAUGACCCUCCACCUGGAGGACUCUCUGACCCGUGCCCUGGGCCAUUAUCUUGACAACUGGAGCCGGAAUUCUUCGAAGGCAGAACAGGCUCUGGACAACACUCUGGCAGAGGAGAACUUCAGGAACGUCAUAUGGUAUCUGAUAGUGAUGAUCGGAAUGUUUGCCUUCAUCGUCGUGGCGAUCCUGGUGAGCACGGUGAAGUCGAAGCGGCGUGAGCAUUCUAACGACCCCUACCAUAAAUACAUCGAGGAAGACUGGACCGCCCAGCUCCAACAGCAGAGCUUCGUCAUCAACAACCCCACGGCCAACUAACCCAAUGUAUAUUCACAUGCCAUAUACAAACACCAGUGGUGGAAAAGUACCUAAUUGUCAUACUUGAGUAAAAGUAAGGAUAUCUUAAUAUASAAUGACUCAAGU
Molecule: messenger RNA, 464 nt
Organism: Salvelinus sp. IW2-2015
Lineage: Eukaryota; Metazoa; Chordata; Actinopteri; Salmoniformes; Salmonidae
Source: RefSeq, a predicted model, not a curated record